AUGAGUGCGCCAACAGCAUUGAAAAGAGUAGAGGAACCACGAGAGGUGCAACCACAAGAGAACGAAGUUGAAAAUGAUGAGGAAAUGCUUAUUGAUACAGAAAAUGUCCCCUCUGAGGGACUACAACAAAGUAAAGCCGAUUCACACAAUGUUGAACUUGAUGAACUGGGGAAACCCAAGUUUUCAGGAGAAGCUCAAUCCAGUAUGAAGGUCAAGUUGGAAAGUAGGAAAGUACCAGUUCCGCCUCAUCGUAUGACACCAUUGAAGAAUGUAUGGACCAAGAUAUACCCUCCCUUGGUGGACCAUUUGAAACUACAGGUUAGAAUGAAUCUCAAGACCAAAACUGUCGAAUUAAGGACUAAUAAGGCUACUACAGAUGCAGGUGCAUUACAAAAAGGGGCCGAUUUCGUAAAAGCAUUCACAUUAGGAUUUGAUGUUGACGACGCUAUAGCGUUGUUGAGAUUAGAUGACUUGUACAUUGAGACAUUUGAGAUCAAAGAUGUCAAAACUUUAACCGGUGAUCAUUUGAGUAGAGCGAUUGGUCGUAUUGCUGGUAAAGAUGGUAAGACAAAAUUUGCAAUUGAAAAUGCCACCCGGACUAGGAUAGUAUUGGCAGAUUCUAAAAUACAUAUAUUGGGAGGUUUCACGCAUAUUAGAAUGGCUAGGGAAGCCGUUGUAUCUUUGAUUUUGGGUUCGCCGCCAGGUAAAGUUUAUGGAAAUUUGAGAACGGUUGCAAGUAGGAUGAAGGAGAGGUAUUAG
Molecule: messenger RNA, 759 nt
Organism: Lodderomyces orthopsilosis Co 90-125
Lineage: Eukaryota; Fungi; Ascomycota; Pichiomycetes; Serinales; Debaryomycetaceae
Exons: 1
Coding region: 1-759 (252 amino acids)
Cellular component (GO): nucleolus
Molecular function (GO): RNA binding
Source: RefSeq, a predicted model, not a curated record